AAAUUUUGUGGGGAACAGCCAUUUACAAGUGAUUGCAAACAAUGAAGGAAAAGGAAAGGACAUUGAUUUCUUUAGGACUGCCUACUUCAGUUACUGCAAGACUUCAUAUGUGUAAUCUCAUUAAGGUUCAUGACUUGCUAGAUUUUUCUCCAACACAUUUGUCUGAAGUGACUGGCUUGAACCUGAUGGACUGUUGUGAAGCUCUCCGUCUUUGCUCCUCUGUGUCUUCAGAAAAUGCUGGCCAAACUGUUCUUGAUAUGAUAGAAGAAGGUGGAUCAUUGAGUCACAUCAUCACCCUGUGUCCUUCACUUGAUGAGGUUUUGGGUGGUGGUGUCCUUCUAGGUGCCCUCACUGAAGUUGUUGGCACUCCAGGAGCUGGCAAGACCCAACUCUGUUUACAGUUGAGUGUCAGUGUUCAGCUGCCGAAGUGGUGCCAUGGUAUGGAGGGAGAAGCUGUAUUCAUAGAUGCUGAGGGCAGCUUCAUUGCAUCCAGACUACUUGAAAUUGCUGACUCAGCUGUAUCUCACUGUGAUCAACUCCGUUCAUCUGAUGCUUAUCAGAAUCAAGACAAGGAAGAAAAUGGGUCCUCCUUUACCUCAGAGUCCAUACUGAAGAAUGUACAUUAUUUCAGAUGCCUGUCACAACUCAGUGUGGCUUCCUGCGUUAAGCUGUUGCCUGAAUUUAUUUCCAAACAUCCUCGGGUGAGGAUCGUCAUCAUUGACUCCAUCGCAUUCCACCUUCGUCACGACACCCACGACAACAGGAUUCGAACAAGCCAGUUGUGCUCCAUUACUCAAGAUCUUAUCCAACUAGCAACGAAUCAUCGAGUCGCGGUGGUUGUCACCAAUCAAAUGACGACUCGCAUCGCACAUAUUGACUCUAAACUCAUGAAAAAUUCCGAGUGUCUGAAUGACCGCGUAUCGGACGAUGAAAAACGUCGGCGCACUGCCACCCCUCAUGAGGAAGAGAUGACUGAAGGCAGAGAUCUCAAUUCGAGCCCAAACAAGGAGAAUCUAAAACGUAAAUUGAGCGGUGCGCGGAGUGACACAAUCUCUGUCAGCGAGUCUGUGACUACUAGGCGUGAAACGAACGCCACGUUGACGCCCGCCCUGGGGGAGAGUUGGGGGCACUGCGCUACUAUUCGUCUGUUGCUUCGCUGGCAGCACGGAAGAAGGAAUGCAACGCUUCUCAAGUCUCCCCAUAAAGCCACUGCUUCCUGUUCUUAUGCGGUCACAGCUGCAGGGAUAAGAGGACUAUUAGAAACUUGAGUUCAGGUGCGCGCUCAUGACUUUUAUUUCAACAAACCACAAAACUUUAUUUCAUCACAGCACCAAAAAAUUUUUAGUACUGCAAUAGCAUAUCUAGAUGUAGGUAUUUUCAAACUUGAUCAUGAGCGAACAAAUAAAAAUGUGCCUAUCAACUAGGGAUAGUUUAUUGUACUAGACUGACUAACUAACGAGUCCCUCAUCAUAGAGCAUAUAUUUUAAACUAAAAUCUAGCUCUAGUAACGUUCAUGGAUGCAAAAACCUUGAGAUGCUACAUCAGGUUACUCCUGUACAGUUUUCUUACUAUGUAUCGUUCAAAUCAGUGGCUGAUUUACACCUUAAACAUUUCAUGCUAUGAGCUUAAUGGACUUACAGCAAUCCAAACAAUAAACGUAGAUUAACAACGUCGCAAACUGAUAAAAUUUUAAUCUUCAAGAGCCGGGUCACAUACUCUGCCUGCAUUAAUUUCAGAUUUAGAAAAAAUCUGAACUGGGGCGAUACUCCCAAAACUCGCAAAGUGAACUUAAGUAAUUACGCUAUAUUUUCUUGUCUAUGAUUGGCGGAUUUUGCUUGAAAGGCCGU
Molecule: messenger RNA, 1847 nt
Organism: Hyalella azteca
Lineage: Eukaryota; Metazoa; Arthropoda; Malacostraca; Amphipoda; Hyalellidae
Product: DNA repair protein RAD51 homolog 3
Exons: 9
Coding region: 42-1268 (408 amino acids)
Biological process (GO): reciprocal meiotic recombination; meiotic DNA recombinase assembly; DNA repair
Cellular component (GO): Rad51C-XRCC3 complex; replication fork; Rad51B-Rad51C-Rad51D-XRCC2 complex
Molecular function (GO): crossover junction DNA endonuclease activity; ATP-dependent DNA damage sensor activity; four-way junction DNA binding
Source: RefSeq, a predicted model, not a curated record